AUGACUUCAGACAACACUUCACACCAGAUCGAAGACGAGGAGCAGAGCUUGGGUACAUGGAGUACAGUGCUGGUAAUGAGUGUGCUGGAAGAGAAGAUAAACUAUAUAAUUGGGAGAGGAGGCCACCAGGUCACUGAAAGCGUCCUCAGCUCGGUCACAACUGAAGUAAAAGGCAUCGCUCAAACAAACACCACAGAGCUCGGUGAACAGAUCUGGGAUGUUGCUGACUACAUCAUCCCACCUCAGGAGGACGGUUCUUUCUUUCUGAUGACCAACAUGAUCGUCACGCCAAACCAAACACAGUCAAAAUGUCCAGAGUAUCCAACCCUGAACUCCAUUUGCACAUCUGACCUGAACUGCACCAAAGGCUUCAAAGAUACUCAAGGGAAUGGUGUUCAGACAGGUAGAUGUGUCCAUUACUCAGACUCAGUGAAGACAUGUGAGAUGUCAGGUUGGUGUCCUGUGGAGAAGAAAGUUGAACCUCCAAAUCCAGCACUUCUGGCAGAUGCUGAAAACUUCACGAUAUACAUAAAGAAUAAUAUUCAAUUCACUGAAUUUAACUUCAGCAAGAAUAUCCUACCAAACAUGAGCAGCUCCUACUUGGCAAAUUGUGUGUUCCACAGAAAUAAGGACCCUAACUGCCCAAUUUUCAGAAUCAAAGAUAUUUUUGAAGAGACUCAAGAGGAUUUUCAGACCAUGGCAGUCUAUGGUGGAGUAAUGGCAGUGCAAAUCCAAUGGGAUUGUGACCUUGAUAAGGGCUUGUGUGCCCCCCAGUACUCCUUUCGCCGACUAAACAAGAAGGACCCAGAAAGUAAUGAAACCCAAGUGCACAACUUACGAUUUGCUAAAUACUACAAGAACAGUGAUGGUAAAGACACCAGGACCCUAUUCAUGGCAUAUGGCAUUCAUUUUGAUGUUCUGGUUUAUGGUGAGGUGAGUUUUCCAAGUGGCACUAUGACUGUUAUGGAAUAUUGGCAUGUAGAUGUCUUCAAAGGUGUAACAAUGAUGCAACAAUAA
Molecule: messenger RNA, 1017 nt
Organism: Megalobrama amblycephala (Wuchang bream)
Lineage: Eukaryota; Metazoa; Chordata; Actinopteri; Cypriniformes; Xenocyprididae
Product: P2X purinoceptor 4-like
Exons: 12
Coding region: 1-1017 (338 amino acids)
Biological process (GO): monoatomic cation transmembrane transport; response to ATP
Cellular component (GO): plasma membrane; nuclear inner membrane
Molecular function (GO): purinergic nucleotide receptor activity; extracellularly ATP-gated monoatomic cation channel activity
Source: RefSeq, a predicted model, not a curated record